This is a messenger RNA of Bufo bufo (common toad), 973 nucleotides long. It is a transcript of the gene LTC4S, whose product is annotated as leukotriene C4 synthase. Gene Ontology annotation, molecular function: leukotriene-C4 synthase activity; glutathione peroxidase activity; glutathione transferase activity. The record is from RefSeq and is a predicted model, not a curated record. Lineage: Eukaryota; Metazoa; Chordata; Amphibia; Anura; Bufonidae. Gene Ontology annotation, cellular component: endoplasmic reticulum; membrane; nuclear envelope. Gene Ontology annotation, biological process: leukotriene biosynthetic process. Bases 202 to 666 code for a protein of 154 amino acids. The transcript has 6 exons.
GAAAACUUUCACAACCAUCUCACAUUGUCUUCCUUAAAGAACACUGCAAUCCUUGUGUCUUCAGACCACCAUGUUGCAUAAUGUAGUCCUAUUGGGUGCAGUCACCUUACUUGGUGUUUUGGAACAAGAAUCCACAUUAAGAACUUUCCUACAAAGUUUAGCUGUUUUCCCUUCAGGCCUGUGAAAUGUUUGUCCAGCUUGAUGGAACUACAUCCUGGACUUCUGGUCUCCUUCUUUGCCUACAGGAUAAGCAUGCUCCCUGGACUGUUCUUUUUACUUUCCCUAUACCCUGUUAGUCAGUCAUAUUUUUCCUUGCAGGUGAUUGCAGCCCGGAGGAAGUACAGCAUCUCUCCUCCUUGUACGUCAGGGCCCCCAGAGUUUGAAAGAGUUUUUCGGGCCCAGGUUAACUGCACAGAAUAUUUCCCAAUGUUCCUUGCGGUGCUCUGGCUGUCUGGGAUCUUCUUCCAUCAAGGCACAGCCGCCGCCUGUGGAAUUUUAUAUCUAUUUGCUCGCUAUCGUUACUUUAAUGGUUACAGCAUUUCAUCACAGGGCAGGUUGGCUCCCAUGUAUCUUAAUGCCGGAGUUCUCUGGUUUAUGAUGGCUCUUUCUGCAUUAGGCAUUCUUGAUGUUCUUGCCUCCCAUUAUGUCGGAGUGGACAUUCUGUGAUACUGGGCAGGGCAGUAGAGGCAAAUGGGAAUGAUUAAUGAACAACCUAAAAUUACAUAUUAUAACAACCAUCACUGGAGGCUUUACAUGAAUGAGAUGAGAAGUGUGAAGAAAGGGUAGAUGACUGCUGUGGACUGUGGUGUCCAACCUGUGGUGUUUCGAACUUGGGCUGUCAGGGAAUGCUGUUAGUUGUAGUUCUGCACAAGCUGGCAUGCUGCAGGUUGGAUACCACUGCUGUAGGAAUUCACUGUAAUAUUAUAGUGUCAUAAUCUGACUUCGACAUGAUCAUAACAGGACCGUGUGACCA